This is a messenger RNA of Paramuricea clavata, 2860 nucleotides long. NCBI's taxonomy places the organism in Eukaryota, Metazoa, Cnidaria, Anthozoa, Malacalcyonacea, Plexauridae. The record is from the annotation of a GenBank genome assembly.
AUGAUUCUUAGUAAGAAUGGGAUUAGACCUGACCAAGAGAAAGUUGUUGCAAUAAAAAAUACCCCUGCGCCAAACAAUGUAAAAGAACUUCGUAGCUUUCUAGGACUCGUGAAUUACUGUUCGAAGUUUAUUCCUAAUUUCUCUACCGUUACGGCGCCGCUACGGAAAUUGGAUCGCAAAAAGGUUCCAUGGAAAUGGGACGCUAGUCAUCAAGAGGUCUUUGAUUAGGUUAAAUCUUCGCUAUCUGAACAGUGUACGUUGGCCUAUUAUGACCCUAACAGAUCAAGAGUGUUGCUGUGGAUGCUAGUCCUGUAGACCUAGGGGCUAUUUUGGUUCAACAUGACGAACAGGGCAUUUUGAAAGUGAUUGCUUUUGCUAGUAGAGCACUAACAGUAGUUGAAAACCGUACUGUCAGACAGAACGAGAAGCGUUGGCAUGUGUGUGGGCAUGCGAGAAAUUUCAUUUAUAUUUAGUUGGUUGUCAGUUUACCCUGUAUACAGAUUAGAUCAUCAAGCGUUAGAAAUCCUUUACUCAGCAAAGGCCAAACAAUCUGCUCGAAUACAGAGAUGGGCAUUGCGCCUCCAGCAGUUAACUACACGGUCAAGUAUCGUCCAGGCACAGGGAAUCUGGCAGACUUCCGAGCCCUCGGGACAGUCUAUUGCCGAAGAAUAUAUUAACUUUAUAACAGAGCAAGCCAUUCCCAGAACAAUUACCUUGUCAGAGGUGCAAGAAGCGACAAAGAACGAUAAAGAACUGCAGUCAGUUGGACGAGCACUUCAGUUUGGCAACUGGAAAGACAAAUCCAUAUCAGCUUAUUUUGCAGCACGGCAUGAAAUAACAUCAGUAAGGGAUGUACUGUUGAGAGGACACCGACUGAUUACAUGGGCGUACCGGAAGGAAAAAAUUAGGGGGCGGAAAGAAAAUUGCCCGACUUUUCGGGAUUUUGCCCGACUAGUACCAAAAAAUUUUUUCCGGAAAAUUUUUUUUGGUGUGUACCAUUUUAGGGGUCAAAAAAAUUUUCCGGACAACCAAUAUUUUUGGGAACAUACAGAAAAUUUUCGAAAAAUCACAAAAUUUGCCAAGAAAUUGACUUAAUUUUAGACAAAAUUUACAGAAUUUGUCACAUUUUUUUUUUGAUCGAAUAUUGCCCGACUGCCCAAAAAACUGGGGGGGCUGCCGCCCCCCCCGCCCGGUACGCCUAUGACUGAUUAUACCAAUAUCAAUUCGAAAUAGAACUCUAGCCCUGGCACACAGCGGACAUUUGGGAAUUGUCAAGACCAAACAAAAUUUGAGAACCAAGGUAUGGUGGCCUAGAUUAGAUAAAGAAGCAGAGCAACAUGUAAAGGAGUGUUUGACGUGCCAAAUAUCUGGUAAUCCUGAACCCCCUCCAUCUCUAGCAGUUGUCCCACCUCCAAUGGCACCAUGGUCAUGUAUUCAUGUUGAUUUCUAUGGACCAGCACCUACCGGAGAGCAUCUAUUGGUGCUGUUAGAUGAAACAACCGGAUUCCCAGAAGUUGAGAUUAUGAAUAAAACCACAGCUUUUCAUACAAUACAAGCGUUUGAAAAAGUUUUUGCCCAACACGGACUGCCAGACACAAUUAAUUAAGAGCGAUAAUGGGUCGCCGUUCCAGUCCAAGGAAGUUAAGGACUAUCUGACAACACAAGGCAUUCACCAUCACCGUGUAGCACCUUUAUGGUCCCAGGCCAAUGAGAAAGUGGAAGGCUUCAUGAAACCUAUGGGUAAAGCUAUUCGAGCGGCUUGGGCAGAGGGUCGAGUUUGGCAUAGAGAACUAUUCGCAUUUUUGAUGAAUUAUCGUACUACGUCUCACCUGUCUACAGGUGUGGCGCCAGCCGAGAUGCUUUACAAACGAGUAAUUCGAUCUACCGUUACGUCUUUCUCUCAGGUACCUGCCAAUACAGCUGCAGAAAGGGUUUUGAAAGGAAAGGCUAAGUCAAAACAAUAUGUAGAUGCCAGAAGACGUACACGAAAGUCAACGAUAAAGGAAGGAGAUACAGUGUUGGUGAAAGAACAAGUAUACAACCAUGUUUCGUCGUCAACCAUACAAAGUUAUCAAUGUGCGAUAUUCCAGAGUAACAGCGCAAAUGGGUGAUCAUGUGAUUACAAGAAACGUUUCGCAUUUUAAGAAAUUUAGUGGGGCGUAUGGAGAAACUGUUCCAAAUCCUGAGUCAGAAGAUGAUAUUACCAUUGCGGCCCCACAAGCAGGACAGGACAAUGAUCAAGACAUAAUUGAAGAUAGGUAUCCUUUAAGAGCAAACAGAGGCGUACCGCCAGAUUUUUAUGGACGGUAAAUAACUCUGAUAGUUGUUUGUAUACUUAGUUGUGUUAUCAAUCGUAGCAUGGACUACAGGUUUUAGUUCACAUUACCAGAUUCACUUAGAACUAUUUGUUGUGAGAGAAAGAGGAAGAUGUUAUGUUGGUGUUACAUGAAGUAUAGAACGUUGCAUCAGGGGGCCGGGGUUUUUUGGAAGUGAGCACAUGUGUGUAGGUUUUAUGUUUUAGGACGUUGAAAUAAAUAACGAUUUUGAAGAUAUAACAUCACGGGCACCACUUCCCACUACAGAUUCAGAGUUAGAGAAAGAAAUAUCUUCCUAUAUUCACAUGGUGAUGUCCAAUCUUCCUGCGACAGAUGACAUGAUGGCGAGACUCAGGAUGGCCACAGAAGAAGAGGAAACACUACGGCAGCUGAAGAAGACCGUUUUGAGCGGGUGGCCAGAUACGAAACGAGAAACACCAGUCAAAAUUAGGGAGUAUUGCCAUUGUAGAGAGGAAAUCUCAGAGAUUGAUGGAAUUCUUUUGAAGAAUGAAAAGAUCAUCAUCCCAAGUUUCUUUCGACCAUAA